Penaeus indicus is the source of this 4861-nucleotide messenger RNA. Its product is annotated as calmodulin. The transcript has 5 exons. The coding region runs from base 1 to 549 and encodes 182 amino acids. The record is from RefSeq and is a predicted model, not a curated record. Lineage: Eukaryota; Metazoa; Arthropoda; Malacostraca; Decapoda; Penaeidae. Gene Ontology annotation, molecular function: enzyme regulator activity; calcium ion binding.
AUGUCUAGUAAUAGUUGCCGAAAGCUGAGGUUCUACAGAUCAUCCGCUUGUAUUCCCAAUACUAAAAGCGUUCUCUCUCUCUCUCUCUCCCCUCCCCCGCAGGCGGAUCAGCUGACCGAAGAACAAAUUGCCGAAUUCAAGGAGGCCUUCUCCCUCUUCGACAAGGACGGCGACGGCACCAUCACCACCAAGGAACUGGGCACAGUCAUGAGGUCCUUGGGCCAGAACCCCACCGAAGCCGAACUCCAGGACAUGAUCAACGAGGUGGAUGCUGACGGCAAUGGCACAAUCGACUUCCCCGAGUUCCUCACCAUGAUGGCCCGCAAAAUGAAGGACACCGACUCCGAGGAAGAGAUCAGGGAAGCCUUCAGGGUGUUCGACAAGGACGGCAACGGCUUCAUCUCUGCGGCCGAGCUCAGGCACGUGAUGACCAACCUCGGAGAGAAGCUGACUGACGAGGAAGUCGAUGAGAUGAUCAGGGAAGCCGAUAUUGACGGCGACGGUCAGGUCAAUUAUGAGGAGUUCGUCACGAUGAUGACCUCGAAGUGAAGUGAUCGCGCCUCCUAAAUAUUGUAAACAAAUUUCAAACGAACAGUUUUUUCUGCUUUCCAAUUUAUCUUGUUAACGGACCGCUAAAAAAAAAAACAUUGUAAUACACGAGUCGUCACUAUCUCUUAAUUGCUAACUCUUAUUGCCUUCAUAUACACGAUCUGGCUCUCGGCUAGAGUUUCCAGCAGCAGUAUCAAGCAGCCACCACCACCACCACCACUACUUCUACGUCUGCUACUACUACUACUACUACUACUACCACUACUAUUACUACUAUAAUCCUUCCUCUAUUCUUCCUCCUCCUCCUACUUCUACCACUUUCCCUUCUACUAUGACCACGGCCCCACUCCCUCCCUCCGCCUUCGCCCCUCUGCCAGCCUACUCACCCCGCCAGCAGAACACCAGCUACAGCAAGAACAAAAGCGAGUAAAACAGCAAGAAAGCGAGCGAGCAAGCAGCCACAACCAACACCUUUUUCGGUGGCAAGGAAGGCGGGCCGUGAGGAAUCAUCUCUCGUCCGCCUGCAACAUGAAAUUCGAAGCCAAAAUGGACAAGCAAAAGAAAAAUAAGAUCGGUAAAAAUCGGACUACACCUUUGAGACAACCAUUGGAAAAGAAACAUUCGAUCAGAACCGACGGAAAAGAGCGUGUAAGUGUGGGGUGUGCGCCAGACGAGGGCGUGGAGGAUGCUGACGGGACGUGGCUGAACCUUAUCCCCCUGGCAGGAGUAAGUGACUCUGUCAGUAGCGGUAGCGCCGUUAUAGAUGGGUUGGUUGUCCUAGGGAUUGCGUCACGGGUGGCUGGACCUCUGGAAAGAAAAAAGGGAAAAUAUAUUGCUAUUUAACCAGUGAUUAUAUAUAUAUACUACACAUACAUUUAUGUAUAUUAUAUGAAUAUAUACUCGAAGUAGCAAGCGAUACUUUGUGAUGAAAGGGUAGGGAGGCUUCGUGGACGUCGUCGUCAGACCCACCGGGACAGCCCUGAAGAUCUCGCUGCCAGCUCGCGUCCACCGCCUCAAGGUGUGCUCUCCCACGUAGCCGUUCGGGCGGCCGAGGCGCGACCCCGUGCCUCUGCCGAAGCCGCCGCGGUGGCGCCAUCCGACUGUUGUGGUUGCCGCCGCGAGCCUGGCUUGGCUUGGCCGGCCGCCCCGGGUGACCUCUUCACUUCCGCCACCUUGACGUCGUGAAGGUUGCCAGGUCGCGGGUCACGCGAGUGGCCGUGACCGGUGACGCAACGCUGGCCGAGGCGCCGGUGGGUACUGUCGCUGCGAAGACUUCUCGCCGUUAUCUCCUCCAUCAUUGUUGAACAACGUGAAGACUUUUUUGAACACCCGAGAGGCCAGCCACCCUUUACUCGUCUCUCAAGACUACUUGGCUCUUUCCUUAAGUUUUCAUUUUGUCUGUCCAGUUCUGAAUAAGAAUGGAAAUAUAUAUAAAAAAUAGGUUGGUCAGUUUUUACAAGCUGUUGUAGCAAAAUUAUUAUUUUUAGUUGAGAGAACCAUUGCGUUCGUGAAAUAUAUUUGAUAAGAGGAUAGUAUCCCGUCUGGCCAAUGGUCAGGCUGGGUUACUUUGGACCUUUUUUGAAAUUCCUCUUAGAUUUUUUUUUCUUUUUAAUGAAGAUCGCUGCCUUGCGAUGCCUUUUUUAUUUUAGUUUGUCUGGAAGUUAGUUUCUCUGGUAAAUAAGAAAGGAAGGAGAGGGUGCGCUGUAUUUUUGUGUUGGUUGAAUGAAGUUGGUACAUUUCCGUAUCAUGUAAUUUCUUGUUAGGUGUGUCUUUGUCAAUUUUUCUUAAAGGAAUAGCAAAUGUAUACAUAUUGCAAAAAACAAAAAUGAAGUUGAAAAAAUUUCCUCUUGUACUACAUAAUACUAAUGUAAGGCACGUCACACAACCAUGACUGUUUCUGUUUCCCAACCACCACUUCCCUGCAUUGUUUACAUCACUUGUUUGUUAACAUUGCCGCUUUGUGCAAAGGCUCUGUUGCCUCUGCCAGCGAGCUUGACCACUUAUACUAUGAUUACGAUAGACCAUGCUGAUUAAAUAAUGGAUAUUAUGAUUAUAAUUAUUAUUGUGUAGGAGAAAUACAGUUCUUUCAAAAGUUUUUUUCGUCUUUCUUGCAACAUGUCAUGUAAAGAAAGUGUUUUUUUUUUUCUUUUUAAUGAAGAUCGCUGCCUUGCGAUGCCUUUUUUAUUUUAGUUUGUCUGGAAGUUAGUUUCUCUGGUAAAUAAGAAAGGAAGGAGAGGGUGCGCUGUAUUUUUGUGUUGGUUGAAUGAAGUUGGUACAUUUCCGUAUCAUGUAAUUUCUUGUUAGGUGUGUCUUUGUCAAUUUUUCUUAAAGGAAUAGCAAAUGUAUACAUAUUGCAAAAAACAAAAAUGAAGUUGAAAAAAUUUCCUCUUGUACUACAUAAUACUAAUGUAAGGCACGUCACACAACCAUGACUGUUUCUGUUUCCCAACCACCACUUCCCUGCAUUGUUUACAUCACUUGUUUGUUAACAUUGCCGCUUUGUGCAAAGGCUCUGUUGCCUCUGCCAGCGAGCUUGACCACUUAUACUAUGAUUACGAUAGACCAUGCUGAUUAAAUAAUGGAUAUUAUGAUUAUAAUUAUUAUUGUGUAGGAGAAAUACAGUUCUUUCAAAAGUUUUUUUCGUCUUUCUUGCAACAUGUCAUGUAAAGAAAGUGUUUUUUUUUUUCUUUCAAUUCUUUCUUGCCAUGCUUAUCAGGGUCUCAACAGUUGACGGCGGAUUGUAGUUAAGCUUCUAAUUUUUUGUUCUUGUCAAGCCCCAUUGGGGUGCAGCGCCCAGGAUGGUCACCAUGGCAACCACGCCCGCCUCCCAACCACUCGGUCCUGGCUCCGCCCACCACCUUGGGGUGUGGGCGGGCGCUAGCGAUGGGUUCGGUGUGGGAUGGGCGUGCGGCGCCGGGUACCCACCCUGCUUGGCUAUUUUAGAUUCAUUUGGGGGAAUCCUUAUAUUGCUGGUGCGUUGGUGUAGUUACGUUGUGUAUCUCGACCCAGACACUGCGACACUCGACACAACUACACAACGUGAUGAACAUUCCUUUAAAACUUGCUAUGUUUUUGUGAGGGCGAGGACCCCGCCGUGGGUUUGGUGGGGCCCCUCGCGCCUCUAAUCUUGUUUUAGUGUGGUACGAUAGGUGAGCGGAGACCUGCGGGGAGGGGGCGUGGAGGCACUCGCCGGUCUGCCCCCCUGGGCGUGCGUGCCUAGGGUGGGUGGUGGUGGCACUCGCCGGUCGCCCCCCUCCCAGGCCCUGCCCUGGAGGUUGGGGGAGGGCGGGUGGGUGGGAGGCCCUGGGAACAGGGGGGGCGUGGCGUGUGUGAGGGGGAGUGUGGGGGGAGAGGGAAGUGGUAAAUACGACCGAAAAAAUCGGCUGUGCGAGGCCGUAGUCAAGUUUACCACACCCUCUCCCACGCCUUCCCCCCGCCCCCUCCGCCGUCCGCCCCUGUCCCCUGCCUCCCUCCCAGCCCCCCCUUCCCCUCCCCUCCGACGAGCGGGGUCGGGUAUGCAGUGGGUGUCCCUCCCCUCCCCGCCAGGCCCCGUACCCCCACCCCCUCAGCUAGUGAGACCCGGUACCGCAGAGCGUCCCCGCACUACCAUCACCACUACAACACCAGCAGCAGCAGCAGCAGGUGUUGUUGCUCCUGUUGUCUCCGGGGUGUGGGCGGCGAGGGGCAGCUGUGCCGCCCGGCCGCCCCGUACCGCCCCAUCCACCCAUCACUGCACCAUUUAAAAAAGAAAAGAAAAAGGAAAAAAAAGUGUUAAUUAAUAUCAUUAGUUUUUGUCAUGUUUGGGCCCCCUUUUUUUAUAUAAACAUAUUUGACUUGUGAGCCUGUUUCCUCCUCCCGGCCGCUGGUGCCGCGCGCGCUGUGCCACCGCCGCGGCACUAGCAAGUAGCCGCAGCUCCUGACAAGCCCAUUCGCUCUUUUCAAACAUUGCCGCAUUCGAGCUAAGGUUUCCUGGUGAAGGUGCAGGAGGGGCGGGCCGGAGCCCCAGCAGCCACCUUUAGCCUCCACCAGCCAGGCCCCUCCCCGUCCUUCGCCCCGCCCUCCGCCCCGCCCUCGGCCUAAGCCCCUCCCCCUGGCACCCACACGUGGCUUCGGGGGCGCUGGCCUCGGGCGGCGGACGGUGGUGGUGGUGGCCGGGUGGGCGGUGGGUGGGGUCGCACUAGUAUUGUUGGUAGUGGGUGUGGGUGGCGGGGGCGGGGGAGCCGCUGCGGAUGCUUCACCCCACCACCAGGACUCCAUUAGUAAUUUGAGGACCGGAUGUCAUGUUGUAUUGAAUAAAAAAGAUCAAGAAAGA